Molecule: messenger RNA, 1356 nt
Organism: Adelges cooleyi (spruce gall adelgid)
Lineage: Eukaryota; Metazoa; Arthropoda; Insecta; Hemiptera; Adelgidae
Product: actin depolymerising venom protein gelsolin 1-like
Exons: 9
Coding region: 168-1208 (346 amino acids)
Biological process (GO): barbed-end actin filament capping; actin filament severing; actin polymerization or depolymerization
Cellular component (GO): actin cytoskeleton; cytoplasm
Molecular function (GO): phosphatidylinositol-4,5-bisphosphate binding; actin filament binding
Source: RefSeq, a predicted model, not a curated record
UAAUUGAUGGUUUUAUGAUAAUAGCGACAUUGAUUUUAGUAUAUAAAUUAUUCUAAAAUCAAUGCUACCAGUCACCGGGUUGUGAGUCAAACGUGCACACGUUUGUAAUUGUGUGUUAUUUUUACAAUAUUUAAAGCCAAAAAGACCGGCCGUUAUAUUCGACCGUCAUGUCAGUCGUCCAUGCUGCAUUUGAAUCUGCCGGCAAAACAGCUGGACUAAAGAUCUGGAGAAUAGAAAAUUUCGAACCAGUACCGUAUCCAGUAAAAGAUUAUGGAAAAUUCUAUACCGGAGAUUCGUACAUCGUUUUGAAUUCAAACGGGAAUUCCGACAUAUACUACUGGUCUGGAAGCGAAUCUUCACAAGAUGAAAUCGCAUCAGCAGCUAUGCAUGCUGUGCAACUGGAUGACGCUCUCGGAGGUGCACCAGUCCAGCAUAAAGAAACUCAGGAUCACGAGAGCCAUGCGUUUUUGUCUCUUUUUUUACCUUCUAUCCGUUAUUUGCCCGGUGGUGUAGCUUCGGGAUUCCACCAUACGGAAAUCAAUCCUGGCGGCGAGAAAAAACUGUAUCAAAUCAAAGGCAAAAAGAACGUUCGAGUCAGGCAAGUAGCUCCAAAUGUGUCGGCGAUGAAUCAAGGCGAUUGCUUUAUUUUGGACACCGGUAAGGAAAUUUACUUGUACGUUGGACCACAAGCAAACGGAACAGAGCGACUCAAAGCCAUCAGCGUUGCUAAUCAAAUUAGAGAUCAGGAUCAUCUGGGAAGAGCCAAAAUAAAUAUCGUUGACGGAUCUAGCACGCCAGAAGAAAGCGACCAGUUCUUUGAGCAAUUGGGUUCAGGAUCGGCCGACCAAGUAGCACCGGCUGUCGAUGACGAUGUAGAAUUUGAAAAGAAAGAAGCUAUAACACCGGUUUUGUACAAAAUAACCGAUUCACAAGGUGGACAAAUUUCAUCAGAAAGAGUCAAUGAAAAACCACUUCUCCGAUCUCACUUGGAAACCGACGACUGUUUUAUUUUGGAUACGGUUUCUUCUGGUGUAUACGUGUGGAUCGGCAAAAAAGGAACGUCUCAAGAAAAAGUGGAGUCCGUGAAACGAGCGCAAGCUUUCAUCCUGGAGAACAAUUAUCCUGCUUGGACAAGAGUUGUAAGAGUUGUCGAGGGCAGUGAACCAACUGCGUUUAAACAAUAUUUCGAAAAUUGGAAAGACAAUUGAGGAGAGAUGAAGGUGGAUUCCAUUUGAAAUAAAAUAUACAUAUAGAAUAUAUGUAGAAUGUUUUGAGUUUUUUUUUUAAAUAUUACUAAAAUAAUAAGCGUAUUUAAAUUUGUUAUAUGUUAUUUUAAAUACAUGUAUUAGUUUUAAA